Acaulospora morrowiae is the source of this 475-nucleotide messenger RNA. The record is from the annotation of a GenBank genome assembly. NCBI's taxonomy places the organism in Eukaryota, Fungi, Glomeromycota, Glomeromycetes, Diversisporales, Acaulosporaceae.
ACGAUUUCAGCAAGAUUUUAUUAAUUGGGAAAGCGGAAAUGAAGUCGUAGAUAAAUUUAUUCAAGAUGUUCAACUUAGGGCACGCAAUCCUAAUGAUAUCAUUGAAUGGAUCCCCUUCGAAAAUCUUAAAAAUAUCAAAUAUCUCGCCAAAGGAGGAUUUGGCGUUGUAUCAACAGCUAAAUGGCCAGAGGGCUACAUGGUUUGCUGGGAUCACGAAAAUCAAAUAUGGGAUAGAUGUUCUAAUAAAUAUGUCUGUCUAAAAAGCUUGAACGACUCUGCCAAUAUUUCUUCGGAAUUCUUAAAAGAGGUUCAGGUUCAGUUGAAAUUUAGAAGGAAAGGAAGUGCCAUUCCAAUUUAUGGAAUAACUCAAGAUCCAAAAACCAAUGAUUUUAUGAUCGUCAUGGAUUAUGCUGAGAAUGAAAGUCUUCGAAGAUUCCUUGACAAAUUCUUCAAUAAGCUCUCUUGGGCUGACAAA